This is a messenger RNA of Bactrocera dorsalis (oriental fruit fly), 13722 nucleotides long. It is a transcript of the gene Hers, whose product is annotated as titin. NCBI's taxonomy places the organism in Eukaryota, Metazoa, Arthropoda, Insecta, Diptera, Tephritidae. The record is from RefSeq and is a predicted model, not a curated record. Bases 3614 to 13090 code for a protein of 3158 amino acids. The transcript has 9 exons. Gene Ontology annotation, molecular function: chromatin binding.
GUGUGGCAAUUGGCUCUCUGCACGCAUCUUCAAUCGUAGGUUUUUGGUGCGCUCGCACGUUUGGCAUGCAAACAAAAUUCAGUAUUAAAUUGAAAAUCUCGUUGUUAUGUUGUGUCCGCACGGUUGGAGUUUUUCGAAUCCCCCUCUCAAACGGCACCGCCACACUCCCCGCGGUUGCAACUAACCGAAUAGACAACCAAGCUAGCUGGCUUGCCCACCCACCUUAGGCGGGAGUUGUGUUGUGUGUGCACACAGUGCGGCUGCAACAGCUUGCAGGAGAACACACGAAAAACGGUACUUAUCCUUCAUUUUGUUGAGUGAUGUGUCAAAAAUCGCGAAAAAUUCAUUAAUAAGCGAAAUGCAAGAUUGCUGCAUUGAAAUGAAGUGGAAAAUUAGUGAAUUGCAAAGUGCGAGUGUGCAAGUGAUGGACUGCAAAAGAGUGCGCGAUGACUGGACAGCAAUAGUAGACAACAGCAGCAGCGAGUAGUGUAGUGAGACAAAGCGUGCGGUCAAGUUGGAAAAAAGAUUUCGGUGCCAGCAAAUAUACGAGUAUACGGGUAAUUUAUUGAAAAAUAAGUUAAAAGUUUAUGCGAGAAUGUUGUGAGCAUGAAAAAGCGUUGGUAAAAGCAAAAAAGUAGUGAAAAUCUGUGUGAAAAAGUGUAAAUACCACGGAGCAGUGAAAAAGUGAAGAAGUCAAUGUGGAAAACUUCCAGUUAAGCACACGACGAACGUAUGCGGCACGGAGGGGGGGCGUGUAAAAAAGCGCUAUGUCGUACAAAGUAUGUCGUGUACGACGGGUGGUGGGGCGAACGAACGAGUGGCAAUCGCAGUAUGCGUUGCGAGCGCUGGACUCACCAACACACACACACGCACACACAGUUAGAGGCAUAAGCAUAUUUACAUACACCGACACACGCACACACGUGAUGCGGGGCGCUAUAAAGUGUUUUAUGUAUAUACAGUUGUAUAAACGAAAUGUGCGCCCAUAAUGCACAGUGCUCGCACACACCUACAUACAUAUGUAUAUACAUAUUUAUUUAUAUACAUACGUGCAUGCGACAGAGCGCGUAUAAAAUUAUGUUGUUAUGUGUGUGUGUAUAAGCACUAAAAGGCUUACAUAUUUACAUACGUGUUAAGCUAAUGUAUACAUACAAUAAACGCUCCCGCUGCUGCAUGGCAUGCAACAAAAAAUAAAUAAAUGUAUAUAUGUAAUAAGAAAAAUAAGUGAAAUAAAGGCAGACGUGCUAUAGAAGCGGUUAAAGUGACUGGAUGAUUGGCUGACUUACUGACUUAUUUUGACUGACUCAAUGACUGAAUGGCUGACAAAAAGACGACUAAAGGGAAAGCGCUUAUAAAACAAGUAAAAACGUUAACUUCAAUUGCUUUGAAGCUAGAAUACCCUUUACAAAUAAGGGAGUUUUCAUAUAAGAACUGAUAUUGAUGGCUCAGUCUGUGUGACAGCUAUUAGAUAUAGUGGGCCGAUCGGAAUAUCUUCGUGUAACUUAGCGUUUUCUUUGUCAAUAAUCCGUUACAAAUUUCGUGAGGAUAGCUCGUAACGUUAAAGAGUUUUUUAUACAAGACUUUAGUUCAGUUUAUGUCGUAGCUAUAUGCUGUGGUCCGAUAUCGACGGUUUCGACAAUUGUACGGCUUCCUGGGGAGAAAAGGAAGUGCUAUCUCAAAAACAGGGUCUGCGGACGAGCUAAAUCAACUCAAAUAUAGAAAAAAUUAAAGCAGCACUAACAACAGGCAAUAUUCAUCUUAUUGAACCCAGCAAAUAUUAUUAAAAAUACGUAAAUUUCACUCUCCAAUAUUUACAUGACUUUUAAAACAGGCAACUGUAAAGUUUUUUAAACAAAAAAUAUUACAUUCCAUAAUUUAGUAAAAUGUAAUAAACGCGCCCACUUUUUAAUGAGUCGCUGCCGCUGCCAAACGCUUACAGUACGUACCGCAGUAAGGCAUACGCGACGAGAGUGCAAGCAGCGUAGACACAUACACACGUCCAUAUGAAACAACGCUCCAGGCAUUCCAACUACUUGUAGUGAUGAAAAAAAAGCAAAAAAAUACGAAAAAGCAGAAAUUGUGUUAUUUUAUGUGCCUAAUGUUAUUUCCAUGCUUCAUACACUUUUCGUGUAGUUUUUUUGCAUUUUAUUACAAAUUCCCUACGUACUGCUACAGCAGCUUCGUCAACAUUUUCGUGUAUCAGCGCUUCUGUGUAUCUACAAGUUUUCUUAUUUGAACGCAAAACGAAAAAAAAAAUAACUUUCAACACAGUGCCAAAUAAUGACUGCGGAGCGCGUAAGCAUUACCAAUUUAAAGUGAGCGCAGAGAAAGAGAGUGGUUGAGUGAGCGCUUGCGUUUGUUUGUGUACGUGAGUGCAUGCUCACGUGCAAUAUCUGUGUGUGCCGUAGUUGCAAAAAGGGUGGGUGGGCGCAAGGCAGCUAUAAGUGACAAUGCUGCCAAAUCACUUGAAAAAAAUCGUUUUCUCAGCUGUUCGUACGUAACAUCAGUGCUGUCACUUUAGUUGGUAGAGUGCCACUAUAGCUGUCACGGAACUGUCAAAAAUGCUGUUUGACGUUUAUAUUUAACAGGCGCGCUCACAUGCGCACGCACACUAUUUCACUGUACGGUGUAUGUGUUUGACUCUCGACAGGAAAUAUACGACAUUGCCGCUCUUCCGCUGCCAGCGGCGCGCGCUCGCUCUCUGUAUGUGCAUCUUCAUUUGUUUAUUUACGUUGCAGCAUUGCCAACUUGCGUAUUUUUAUUUUAUCAUAUGUUUGUAGGUACAUUCCAAUAAGAAACCCAAGUUUGUGGUUGUGCGUGCUGCGCAUGUGUAUUUUUAUUUCUAUGUGUGGGUGUGUGUGCGUUUAUGUGGGCUUCACGCGCAACUCGAUUACGUCCAUUAAUUGACUAUCCAUGAAUAAUAAAAAAGUGUAGUAGAAAUUUUAAUUGAAUUUGUUGUAUAUUUUAAUUGAAAGCCGCUUAAUUAAUAAUUCACCGUAAUCUCAGCCGACAAAGUGUUGGAAAUAGCGAAGUGACAGUGACAGCCCUGCUAUCAGCGUUAAAUGAGUGUCAAUGCGAAUGUCAAGCAUAAAAUUAGAAUUGAUACGCAUUUAUUUACAUACAAAUGUAACUAUUUGUGAAUGAAAAUGUGUGUGAAGUGAAAAUAAAUGAAAAUAUACAAAUAAAUACAUUUUCUUCAUUAGAAAAAUGCAUUUUUUUCUAAUAAAUAAUUAAUAAAUUAAAAAAGUCUCCCAUAAUUUUUUUUUUAUAUUUAUUACAUAUAGGUUCAAAAUACUAAACAUUUCAAUUUUGUGCCCGUGUGUGUGAGUUUUUUAAAAGUUGCAAAAAUGUAAAAAUUCAAUUAGAAUAUGUCAAAAACUAAGUGUUGCCAAUUGGUAUGUGCCACUAUACUGUCCGUUAAUUCAUAAACCUAAAAUGCAAAUCAUUCAUUUGGUUGUCACCAAAAUUAUCGGUUUCUCUGCCGCUGAUCAGCAAAAGUGUCAAAUUGGAAUACGUCGGCUUCAAUCUUUAGUUUGAAUUUUCACGGACCAACAAAUGUCAGUUGGAUAGAGCAGAACAAGCAUCGAUCAGCUGUUUGCACGUGCAAAAGGGAAUGGGACCUAAAAAGCGUCUCAUAACAGCAGCUGCCGCCGCCGCUGGCGCCACCACUACGGAGCGUCAGCAACGCUCGUCGAGCAACCCAGUCACAACGGCGAAAAAACGUCCUACACCGGGCAAAGCACACAGUUCACCGGUGGCGCGUAAAGCGAUUGCCGUUGCCAGUAACGCGACGACGGUGAAGCGUAGUACGCACGGUCGGACGCCGUCCCCAGCCAAGAAACAGCAAACAGUGGUCAGUAAAGAGCACGAAAAAAUUAAGGAGGCCGAGAAAGAUAAUAAGUUAGAGAAAACGGAAAUUGAAAGCAAAGUGUCCGAAAAUCUUGACACGAAUCAAGGCGAAGUGGUCAAAGAUAUUAGCAACGCUGAAGCUGCUGAAGAAAGCUUAGCAAAGAAUCAACUGAAAACUAACCUGGAACAACCUGAGGAUUCAGCUAGAAAUGUUGCGCAUACAAUAAAGUCUACGAAGCGUACGCCCUCUCGAGAGAAUGUGAAAAAAUCGAACACUUCCGAGACGAAAGAAAAGUCUUCCUGCACCACAAACAAAAAGGUGGAGUCAGAGAAGCAAAAGGCUGAUUCAGAACCACCAAGCACAUCAGGCACUUCCGCCAAUAGCAAUAAAAGCAAGGUGGAGGAUCGUAAAGAUGGGAAGAAUAAAGCAAUAAGUAAAAUGCUCAAGAGUCUUGAUAUACAAAUAAGCGGUUUCGAUAAUAUACUGCCAAACGAGGAACGCAUACAAGAUACGCUAAAGUCCUCGAUAUCAGAGAACGUGAAAACGAAGUCGCGUGCAGCUGCGGUUAAAGUGAUAGCGAGCUUAAAUCCGCCGAAAUCGAACAUAGCGCGUAUUAAAGCACGACAAGAAGAAGAUAAAAAGGAGAAGGCUAAAGAAAAGGAAAAAGAUAAAGACAAAGAUAAGGAUAAAGAUAAAGAUAAAUAUAAAGAAAAGGGAAAAGACAAGGGUAAAGAGAAGGAAAAGGAAAAAGUGGAAGAAAACCAUUCAAAGUGCAAAGAAACAGAAAAAAUAAUUGAAGCCGCAGAAGUUCGUGAAGAAAUCUCAAACAUAAACACAGAAGAAUCUCCUAUCACCCAUGACGAAACGCUAAAAUCGAAUAAGCAUACAUUAGACUCUGUCAAAGAAGAUAAUACGAAGAACAGCGAAUCUCAAGCGGCUCCCAGUGAAACGGAUAAAAAACCUACUGCCAAAAUGGCACCCAAAAAAAAAAUAACGGCUAAGCGUGCCAAUAAGACCGACGCCAAUCAAAAAAGCAAAAAAGCGCCUUCUCAAAAACCAAACGAGGAUGACUCCAAAGCACAGCAACAAAGUGGUAAUUGUAGAAAUGAUGCCAUAGUUGGGACACCGUUAAAGAAGAGACUACUUAAGGCCAAACUUAUAAAGAAAUCUACUGAGGAGGUCAUGGAGAAAAAUGCCGGGACCAGCAUGCCAACAGAAGAGAAGUCAGAACCACAAGGCUGCAAGGCAGUAGAACCACCUGAUCCACCGGACAAAGAGAGCGGAGAAAUAAAGGCUGAAAAAACUCCUAAAAAGACGCCAUCGCCGAAAAAAGUAAAGACGAAUCCAAAGAAUCCAGACAAGUGCAAUAUACAGGAACCUGAGAAGACAGUUGUAAAACCUUUAGACCUAAUAGAGAAAGAAGAAACAUUAAGAAUAGUAUUAGAUGCGAAUACAGAGGUAGUGCAAAUGGAUAUAGAAGAAAUGCCGGUUUGUGCAAGCGCUCCCAAAGAAGUGGAGCAUAAAACGGAAGAACUAGAUGUUAAGCCGCAAGAAGCGGACGCUGAGAUUGUGAAGCAGGAACCACUGAAACAGGAAGAAAUCUCUGAAAAAGCCGGGAGCUCUGCCCCGUGCUCACCACUUAUUGGAAAGAAGCAAAUGUCAAAUAUUAAGCACAGAUUACAAAGCAAGUACAAAGUGCCGCCAGUGAAGUCCAGCCCCACUGCCAAGAUGGCGGGUAAGAAAUCCAAAUUUGCGCAAAAGUUGGCAGCUGAUAAAUCAAACAGUUCUGCUGCCAAUGAUAUCUAUGACUUUCGUUCCGGCUCUGAAGAGGAGGAUAACAUUAAAAUGGAUCUUCCUACAUUGAAGAAUUUACGUGAAUUCGCCGAUGAGGAACACAAAACCAAAUCCACCAAAGAGAGCGUCAAGAGCAAAGAACCCUCAAUGGAUAUCGAUCAAAAGCAAACAAAAGUGGAGGAGACACUAAAAGAGGAACAGUUGCCAGAAGCAGUGACGGAAGAGAUUAAAAAGUCAAUGGAAAAUUCUGAAACUGAAGAAAAAGCAAAAGAGGACGCUGAUGAAAAAAUAACCGACGUGUCACAUAAAGCUGAAGAUGAUUCUAGAGCUGUUGCUCAGACUACACCUAAAACUAAAAACGUAGUCAAGUCUAAGGUAACAAAGAAAGUUUACAAGAAGAAACCCUUGAUAACAAAGAAAGUUAUAAAAACAGUCAAGGGAAAAAUGUUACAAAAGACGGAAAAAACAAAAGUGAAGAGUAGUAAAUUACAAAAAGAUUCCUCCUCGGCAAGCAGCGACUCGGAAGAUGAAAAGAAAUUAAUCGACUUUGGUCCUAAACGUCAUCGCAUGGCCUCACUAAAUGCCUUAGCCAAGGUACAGUGUCUCUAUGAGAACGAAUCACGCACGGCAUAUGAGCUGGGUCUGUCAAAAGCAACACAACUUCCACCCAAGAUCCGCACUGUGGAUGGAAGUGAAGAUGAGAAGGACAAAGAGAAGGAUAAGGAUAAGGAAAAAGAGACGGAUGAAAAAAGCAAAUCAAAGAAGGAUAAAAAGAGUGAGGAAACUAGCAAAACCGAUGAGCCACAGAAAGCUGAAUCAGAAGAUGAACCACAAGAGGUGGAACCAAAGCGAGAAUUGCGUCAUGUACCGGGCGGCCGCGGACUCGGUAAGCAUUGGGAAUUCGAGGAAAGUGGUGACACUGAAGAUGAGGAAAUAGACAAAAUGAAACUGAAGCGCAAGAAAUUACAGAAAAAGUUGGCGAACAAGAAAGAAAAGGAAGCUGAGAAAUUGAGAGAAAAGGAAAGAAAAGAAGAAGAAGCCUCGAGUAGCAAGAUUUCCAAAGCCAGGGAAGACAAAGACAAAGAAAAAGAGAAUCCCAAGGAAAAGGAUACUAUCAGAGUAAAGCGCAAGUAUACAAAAAUUAAGAAGCCAUUGAAGAAGAUAGUAAAAUUGAAGACCGAUACUUCCGAUGGUGGGGAAAACACCGAAGUAAGCGAUAACGAAGACAAAGCCCGGGAUAAAGAUAAAUCAAAGGUGCAAAAAGCAAAACUAGAAGCUCGAAAACCGCCAAAGAAGCGCAAGCGCAUGUUACGCGAGGAAUUAAUUGGCGAUUACAAGGGCAUUUUGGCGCGGAAACGUAUGGCGAGUUUGAAUGCCAGUGCCAUAGUUGCGGCCACUUACGAGGUGGAACGUCAUCUUGAUAAAAAUCUCGCCUAUGGCAGCUACGAUAGUACCGAUGGUGAGGAGAAAACUUCCACGCCGGCAAAAAAAUCCAAGGAUGUGACAAAGGACUCCAAGAAAGCGCCCACAGCCACAUUAACAACCGACGAGGCUUUGAAUACAAAAGAUACUGGCGAAGUCACUGCCAAUACUACUGCUGCAGCCAAUAGCUCGAAUGCGUCUAAUGCCAGCGGCACUGCCAGAGAGUCGUCGAGGCCGUUGAAUUUGAAUGAAGAGAGCAACGACUCAAAAUAUUCAAAAGAAACCAAAGAGACAAAUACAGAUACAACUACCACAGCCGGUUUUCGCGAUUCGGGCAGCACAAAGGACGCUAAAGACUCCAGUCGACCGACCUCAUCCAGCGUCGUUAUCGUACAGGAUACCGACGUAACUAUCACGGGUGUGUAUGUGAACUCAACAACGGGUUCAAGUCAGGAGGCAUACUGUAAAAUGCAAUACCGUGUGCAAUCGAGUGUUACCGAGGAGCGAGUGUUGCGUCCUAGUUCAGUAGAUCCACCCAAAUCUUACACGCCGUUGAGCGCGCUCUCUAGCAUGUUGCCGCCAGGUGCGUCAACAGGUGGCGCAAUGAGUGAUGCGCAAGUGUCACCUCCACCACCACCUCCGCCCACUGCGGUCGGCAACACCUUACCUGAAGCACUCAGUGGAGCUGGCAUGUAUCACGCCAGCGAUUUGGGACUACAUCCCGAGCAUGGUGCGCCCGAACAUGGCCCACCACCACCCUCUUAUGCAGCCGCCGCCGCUGCUGCAGCUGCUGCCUAUCAUGCACAUCAUAUGUCGCCAGCUGCAGCCGCCGCCGCUGCGGCCGGCAUGCAUGUACAUCAUCAGCAUCAAUAUGCACACGCACACGCGCAUCAAUAUCCACAAGUAGGCGGUGAACAUGGCAUGCAUGCUGGACCACCAACCACAGCUGGUGGUCCGCCACCACCGCCGCCACAUCUCUAUCAACCACCGCCACCGUCACAUUACGGACCGCCGCCACCACCACCGCCCACAUCGAGCGUGGUUGGACCGGUGCGCUGUGAUGUGGUAUCGCCACCACCAACUUAUCGCUCCAGCGUCUAUGCGCCACCAACUGGACCGCCACAUCAACAGACAGCGCCCAGUGGCCUGUUGCCACCGCCACAUUCCACGCUCUCCAUGACAGCGGGCAGCGGCGCGAGCGCCUUCUGCGCGCCCAACAUUCAUCAUCAUCAAGCACAGCAUCAGCACCAACAUCAGCAGCAGCAACAACAACAAUCAGCAGGACCGCAACAGGACGCAAGUGGCUAUUACCAACCUGCCGGUCCAUUGAUCUCACCACACGUCCUACCAACUGUAGCCGCUGCACCACCGCCGCCUCCUAAUGUGCCACUUCUGCCGACAGGUGUCACCUCUGCUUCCGCUUCUGCUAUCAAGAAAUCUCAACAAAUACCCGCGCCGCUUAGCUCUGAUCCGGAGCUUGCUGCCGGCCAACAGCCCCCACCAUCGGCUACAGCCGCAGAUAGCGCAGACAGUGAUGUGCUUAUUACCGGUGGCGAUUUGACACCGUUCCGCUAUCCGCCGGUCGCACAUAGCGGCGCGCCCACUACACAGCACCAGCAGGUGCAGCAGCAACAGCAUCAACAGCAGCUUCAUCAACAAGCUGCCGCCGCUGCUGCCGCAGCUGCUGCUGCUGCGGCCGCCGCCGCUCAUCAGAGCUCACCAUAUCCACGUUCGAUGCAUGCGCAGAUGCACUACUCGACUGCGUAUCCGGCCAACUAUUGUACACCAUAUCCGGUGGAAGCGGUGUGCUACUCACCGCCCGCCUAUCAACCCUACUUUUCGACCAAAGUCUAUCAAAGCGCAGGUCCGCCACCACCUUCGACAUACCGGCGCUAUCCAUACUAUCAGCCAGGUCAUCCGCCUCCGCCGGCCGAACUGUACGAACAGGGACCACCACCACCACCACCGACAGCGGCUAGUGGUGCAGCACAACCCAGUGGACCGCCACCACCAACGUCCAUUCAGGGACCACCACCACCAGCACCGCCCCCCGGAACACAGCUUGUGCCGGCUGGACCGGCAGCACACGCACAGCAUCUCGAACACUAUCCAGGUCCGCCGGGCUAUUAUACCGGCUAUAGUCCGGGCGGUGGCGCUGCAGGGCAGUGCUAUACGCGCAGCAUACAGGGACCGUAUAUGGAAUAUCCACCACAGUGUCCGUGUCCAAUGCAACAAUCGUGUCCAAAAAACGUCCAUACUGGGCCUCAUAUUGGUAGCAACAACGGCAGCAACAGCAACAGCAGCAGCAGCUGCAGCACGAACAACAGCAGCAACAGCAAUUGCUCAACGAUGAAUCAUUUGAGCAACAACAACAAUACGUUGAUGAAUGGCAGCAACAGCAGCAGGGAAAUCAACAACAGCAGCAACAGCAACCACAACAGUUCGAAUAUGACGAACCACAGCCAGAACAGCAGGAGCAGCAGCAACAACAACAGCAGCUCGAUCAACAAUUCAUUGACUACCAGUAGAGGCCCAGUUAAAAAAUCGACGACGACGACAACCUUAACCACAACAGCGACACACGCCAGCGUACCAGUAACAGCAACAGCUAUGGCUUUAGCUUCAGCAACACCAACAGAAAUCGACGAUCUGUUACUGUUCGGCAAGCAACAUACGCAACAGCAUUUGGACCUGUUGCAAGCGGUUAAGUCCGAGCUGAAGUUAGAGGAUUCGGACAAUAAAAGCCAGUACGAGGAGAGCGUAGUACAGCCUCCAACGCCGCCUGAAAGCUAUACAACCAACGACGAAAAACUCUUAGAUACACUAACGGAGCAGGAGCUGUCCUCGGCGUCAUUGCCGGCGGCACUUGAAGAGGCUAAUGCAAAGCUGCUCUUACGCAGCGAUCAAAAUGACAGCAAAGUGGCAGUGCCGGUGGAGAGCCGACAACAGACAACACCGCAAUACGCGGGUAAUAACUGUAACAAUACGCCGCCUGUGCUCGAAGCCUACGACUUGACAUCAGUAACGGAGACACCUCCACCCUCCACGCCAAAUUCAACAGUAGCUACCAAUUGCAGCACCACCAACUCCACCACAACCGCCACCAAUUGUGCCGCAUUUCCGAUCUUGGGGCGCAAAGCGCGUAUUGGCAAGACGAUGGCGCGCGAGAUGGUUUACGCAGGCGCAGCAGCAAAUGUGACCGCGCAGGCCCAAAGCAGUUCACAAACGCAUUCGACACCAAUGAUACAUGUACGCACGUUGCCACAGCAACCACAUGCAAUUGUGCAACCACAACAGCAACUGCAACAACCACCACCGCAGACCCAGCCGCAUCAACAAACGCAAACACAAUUUGUGACACUUCAACCGGAGCAGCUGUUGACUGCUAUCACACCAAGUCCUUCACCACAAGUGCCAGCCACAUUAAGCGAGUCCUUUCCAGCCGCCGAGACUGCGCAGACGCCUUUUAUAUUGAAGACAGAAAUCAAGGCAGAAAAGAUUAAGCUGGAAGACGAUGAACCCCUGUUAAACGCUGUGUUGCAAAUGCAACAACAACAAGAGUCUAAUCACAAUCAUGACAAAGACAAUGAGAAGGCUGAAUUGAAGCUUAUCAAGGCUGAGCCACUGACAUUGACCUGUGAAGAUGUGUCGACCGAAGUGUCUGAUGUUACGGACACGCCAACAUUGAAACCGUUAGUUCGCAUGCGUCUUUUACCUAGCUUGCAGCAGCCACCAGUAAUACAGUGUGACAUUGACCUCUCCACGACUUCAGAUGAUGAUGUGCUCGAUCUUUGCCACAGUCCGGCAUUAUCUUCUUCGGGCAGCUGCCAAAAGUCACGCCUCAAGAUACUUAACCUACCCAAGGCACAACUGCAGUGUAAGAAAUCUUCACCCAACGGCUACAAAAGUCUCAUUAAGCAAGCCGAGCCACGCACAUAUUUGUGCCUGAGCGGACGAAAGCUGGAUAAACGUGGGCGUUACAGUAAACUUCAGUUACGGCAAUCCAAAGUAGGUGGCGUCAACGCGACAAUACGCCGGCGUCAGCUGGUGCUGACCGAUAAACAAAAGAAGCAACUGAAGUUGCGCAAGAAAAAGUUACAAGCGCUGGAACGCCGCAAGCAGGAGAUCUUAGAAAAGCGUCGCGCGGCUGCGAAACAGGAACGGCUGCAGCGCAGGAGGCAGCAAAAGAAGUCAAUCGCGCUCAGUGACAUAAAACAAGAAGAUAUAGAGCCAUGCGCCGAUGAGAUCGUCGAUUUGGUAGAAGAACCAGAGCAGACGGAAAGCGAGUUCAGUGAAACCACGCAAACAGAUGUGCCAACAAUGCGCAUGCUACUGACCGAGAGCAGUAGCAAUAGCAACAGCAGCAGCAGCCUGAGUACGCUACGCAUCACGCCGAAACCUUCACCGAAGCGCGGCAAGACACCGCGUAAAACUUGUAUACCGUUGCACUUAAUCGAAACCAUCGACUCGGUGGCACGCGGAUAUUUCUCAGAACCCGAAACGUCACGUUGCAGUGGCACGCUGAAUCAGUAUACCAACAGCGAUGCUGCUGACGUCACUGAGCCUGCCUCGGAUAAGGCAGCAUCUGAACGUAAACAAAAGAAAGACAAAAAGGUGAGCGCGGAGAAGCGCUCCAAGUCGGAGACAAAGAAACCUAUUAAAACCGCAACAGCAGCAGCGCACACAGCUGUGCCUGAGGCUAUUGAUGUAAACUACACACUUAUGACCGCGACAGCGCGUGCCGCACAAACUACCUCAAUAACCGAACCUGCGUUGGGUUCACGCAAUGAUGAGCCUAACACAGCCUUGGAUUUGACACAGGUCACAGAAGAGGCGUACGCCGAACCAACGGCAACGUCGCUUGACGAGAUUGUUAGCAGCAACAGCAGCACAAAUAAAAUUUCGAGCAAGUCAAAGCGUACGCCAGCUAAACGGAAACCUGCAAAAGCAAAGAAAUCGAAAAAGCCAAAGUCAAAUAAGAAGAAACUUAAACAGCAAGACUGCGACUACAACACAUAUACUUUGGAAACGUCUGAGGAGGUGCCGCUGCAGGCCACAGAGCAACUGGCAUUGGAGACCAACAACAACCUAUAUGACAAAUGCAACGCGCAAGGCAGCGCAGUGGAGGAGGUCGAAGAUAGACCAGCACAAAUGGAAGCAGAAGAGCUGGAUGAGACGCCGAUGCUACCAGAAGUCGUGCAAGAACAGCAGUAUGCGCAGCCAUUCGAUAAACAUUCCAAUGCACAAGUGUUCCUGCCGCCGGUACCGCCAAUGCCGCGCAUUGUUUGCCAGCCGCAUCACGGUACUAAACGCACGCGUUCGCGUUCGAAAUUCGGCAGCCGCAAGCGACAGAAGGUGAAACAUUCCACGGUCUCCUUCGAAUUAGACGACCGCCUACCGCCAGCCACGCGCGGCGAUGUCGUGCCGAAGUGGAAUAACGGUUGGACGUGGGAGGGUGAGCCGUUCCAGGGCGCGGUAUUUUUGAAUAGCGACGACCCGCUAGUCAUACGCACCUGCUAUCCCGCCAUGCGUCACUCAGAGGGCGACAUAAUACGCACACGCGACUGUGUGCUGCUCAAAGCGAAUGAGGAUAACGAUCUGCCAUAUGUGGCAAAGGUGGCGCACCUCUGGGAGAACCCCGAAGAUGGUGAAAUGAUGAUGUCUUUGCUGUGGUACUACCGACCCGAACACACAGAGCAGGGACGCCAGCCUAACGAUAGUCCCGAUGAGGUGUACGCCUCCAGACACCGCGAUCACAACUCAGUUGCCUGCAUUGAAGAUAAGUGCUACGUGCUCACUUUCAGCGAAUAUUGUAGAUACCGCCGUCGUCUACGCGCUGCUGAGGAGGACAUCGAAGAGGAGGUCUCCAUAGUGCCCAAACGCUCCAGUUGUUAUAGCAUACGCACCGUGCCUGAGAAUACAAAUCCCGAACUGGUUAUGUUCUGUCGGCGCGCGUACGAGUUUCGCACGAGACGGCUGCUAAAAAUGCCCAACAAACAAGAUUACAUUGUCGUCAACGGCUAAGCCGGCAGCACGCCCAACAGAAAAUACUUGGAAAAAUUGUUUGUUUAAAGCAGUAAACGCUGGAGGCAGCGACGCAGCCAUUACGCUUGUAUAAGGUACUUUUGUUGAACUGUUGAGAACAACAACAACAACAAUUAGCUGCUGGAUUGUUUGUAGUUUGAGAAAACAUUUCGGCAAAGCAUAUAGGGUGCUGCAAGAGCGUCAAUCAAGUAUGCUGUUCAAAUUAGUAAUGAAAGUCAUUAGGGCCUGUAACGGUAAUUAUUUGUUUGCAUUAUUUAUAUUUAAGUGAAAUAUUUAGGUGACUUAUUUUACACCCUCCUACAAAUCGCUUUUCCCUUUACAUUUAUGUACGUAAGCCUAACUUAACUUAAGCUUAACUUGCUGUAUGCGGCUUUUCGCCAAUGUGUUUCCAUUUAUUAGCGUUUAUUCGCAAUAUUCGCUCGUUACAUAUACAUAUAUUUAAAUAUUUAUACUUUCUAUGUAUGCAUAGGUGUUUAUUUUUCUCUUAUUAACGGUUAUUCACAACACGCCACAUACAAAUGCGACGCGUGUUUUCGACGUUUAAAACAAACUAUUAUUGUAAGCGCAAAUGUAUUGAAAAAACGCAUACACACCAAAAAAACAAAAACAAA